AUGAAGUUCACCACCUCCGCCGUCAUUGCCUCCACCUUGGCCAUUGUCUCUGCUUCGCCCAUCGCUACUGCCGACAACUCUACCAACACCGACCCCUUCGCUGCCACCAAACCUUCUGGCAACGAUGUCUUCCGCCUGAUGUCUCUCCGCACCGGCACCCCUAUCCAGUUCGGAAAUAUCCAAGCCGUAAAGGGAGGUCUCAGCAUCAACGCACCAAAGCAAAACUCCUCAUGCACAGAGCCAGACGCCAACUACGCCAGCUUCUCGCUCACCGAGGAGGGCGAUCUGUACCUCUACACACCCAACCCACCUCUGAGGGCUUACGUUGACCGCUCCGGCAUGGGCCAGGGUGUCCUCCAAUUCACAAUGGGUGUCCAAGGCAUCGGCAAGAACCAGGAGCGUGGUCCUUUCAAGAUUGACGACGAGUCCAACUUGGUUUUCGCGGCAGCCAACGGCGUUGUUGGGUUCCAGGCUUGCCCGGGUGCGGAGGAGGACGGUUACAGCGUCUGGCUGUCGGGUGUCGACACUCCGGCUGGCAUCGAGGGAUGCAUCCCAUUUACUAUGAAAGCGCUCAAGGAGGAGACUCCUGUCAAGUGCAUCUACAACAACAUGUGA
This is a messenger RNA of Alternaria postmessia, 615 nucleotides long. RefSeq lists its product as uncharacterized. Bases 1 to 615 code for a protein of 204 amino acids. NCBI's taxonomy places the organism in Eukaryota, Fungi, Ascomycota, Dothideomycetes, Pleosporales, Pleosporaceae. The transcript has a single exon. The record is from RefSeq and is a predicted model, not a curated record.